This is a messenger RNA of Rotaria sp. Silwood1, 1624 nucleotides long. The record is from the annotation of a GenBank genome assembly. NCBI's taxonomy places the organism in Eukaryota, Metazoa, Rotifera, Eurotatoria, Philodinida, Philodinidae.
GAGCCUCUUUUAGAAACCCCGACUGCGCUCUUAUAAGCGGACUCGACUGUAAUAGAAAUCAAAAUGGAAGGUGAAUAAAUGAUAAAAACAACGUUUUAAUGAAAUUCAUUUUUUCACUAAUCCAUGAGGGGGACCCCAGCUAAAAAUAUGACCAAAAAAAAAAAGUCGAAAGAAAAAUUUGGAAUACAUAUCAUUCGACUCAGAUUUUUGAGCCGAUUACGAAUAUGGCAUAUUUUUGGGUACAAAGUCGGACUAUUCUAAGCGAAAACCGUCGACAAUAGAUCAAAAACGCUAAAAAUCAUGGGGGUGAAACCAGUAGCCUUAAGAAUUAUCCUAUGGGCCCACGUUUUUAAAUCCUGAAAAAUAGCUGGUUUUAUAGUGUUUUUAAAUCUCUAUCGAACAGAAAGUGAACAAAGUUUGGUGGCAGUUUCAUUGAUGCAAUAAUCGAGUGACAAAUGUUAUAUGCAUGCAUAAUAUAAGGUCAAAAUUCUCUAAGGUAAGAUAUGCAUCCAAUCUCUUAAAACCAAAAAGGUUGUUUCAAAUGAGCGGUUCUAUUAUCAAAUUGUAGCCUAGACAACGGCUUAUCAGAAUAACUUGUAAACAGAAUCCAACUCAAUUCGUUUUGUUUCAAACGAUCGCUCACACUGUUGACCAGGAUUACUGGUGAAACGCCCAUUUCGCAUGUACUAAAGCUAGAUUCGGUUUACACUUAUAACUCAUUCAAAACAUCUCAGAUUUGGCAUCAAAAUGAUCGUGAGUUCAUGCUCUUUCAUUCUAUAUAUGAUUUAAUUAGGUUUGGACGUAAUAAUCAAAGGGGCCAAAAUGCGGUCUUAUGCGCCCCCGUCCUUUAAAUCGUCGUCAUUUGGGUGAUUAUUUUGAUGAACGUAUUCAACAACGACAUCAAAGUUUUGUUGUUACUGCUGAUAAUCGUUAUAUAAUAUCAACUGGUUAUUGGGAUAAAAGUUUUCGUGUACAAAGUACUGAUAUAGCGAAAAUUUCACAAGUACUCUAUGGUCAUUUUGAUAUUGUUACAUGUGUAUGUCGUUCAGAAGUAACUAUUGCUGGAAAUUGUUUUCUUGCAACUGGUUCACGUGAUUGUACAGUUUGUAUUUGGAUAUGGAAUGGUACAAAAGGUGCAAUAGUUGAUCGUGAAUAUCCAAAUCAAGAAAUCAAUCCAUCACCAGCAGCAAUUUUAACUGGUCAUGAUAGAGAAAUCACAUGUUUAUGGAUAUCAGCUGAACUUGGUAUUGUUUUAAGUGGUAGUGAACAAAGUCUUGUACUUCAACAUACACUUAAUGGUGAUAUAUUACGUUCAUUUGAAAAUCCAUCAAAAAUAUCUACACCACGUCUAUUAUCACCAUCAAAUGAUGGUGAUAUUAUUGUUUUUUAUGAUCGUUCAAAAUUAUGUUUAUAUACAUUAAAUGGAAAAUUAAUGAGACAAGCAAUAUUUGAAGAUGAAACUAUUCAAUGUAUGGUUUUAAAUAUUGAUAGUCAAUAUACAGUUAUUGGUGGUGAUCGAGGUUUUGUAGAAAUCAUUCGAACACAUGAUUUAGAACCUGUUUAUGCUUAUCCACAAUGUGAUGCUAGUAUUCGUUCAUUAGCAAUAACUCAUGAUCAAAAGUAA